Marmota flaviventris (yellow-bellied marmot) is the source of this 1671-nucleotide messenger RNA. Lineage: Eukaryota; Metazoa; Chordata; Mammalia; Rodentia; Sciuridae. The record is from RefSeq and is a predicted model, not a curated record.
GUCGGGCCUGGGAGCCCACGAGGAGCAGGGUGGGCUCCCAGGGAAGCAGGGCAACAUCGGCAGGCAGGGGCGUUGGGCCUGAGCUAGGGCUGCAGAGGAGGGGAGCCAGACACUCAUCCCGGGAACUUUUGGUUUCAGGACGUGGCGGCUGGUCGGACACGGGGAAGCUGCUGGGCAGGGCUCGACCCCAGACCUGGGCAGUGGAGGUGUAGCUGGCAGCCGUGGGCAGGUGAGGACCGCCAUCUGCCGGGCAGGUGAGUCCACUUCCCUCCCUGGGCCUCGCUGCGCUGGCCUUCUGGAUGGAGGUUGGAGAGCGAGGACCUGCAAGGAGAAGUGGCUGUCCUCCCGGCAGAGCGGCAGGAGGAAGGCAGGAUGGUCAGCACAGGUGACAUCUUCUCGGGGGGAGCCGAGACGGAGCGAGACUGGGGGGCCCAGGGUCCAUUCCAGGUGGAAAGAGCAUUUUGAGUGGGCAGGAUAGAGAAGGGCUGCCAGCAAGGAGCGAGGCUGCUGCCUCCAGGGAGGUGACAGGUGACCUGGGGGUGGUAGUGGAGUCUGUGGGGAUCAUCUAGCACUGUGGGAGUAGCCCAGGUCCAGGUCGGGCAGGGCGAGGUGGGGUCACAGGAUACAGAGGGGUCCCCAGCCGCCACCACAUCCCACCCACCGUAAUUCAUCUAGGAGAAGGUGCAGAAGCGGCUCUGGCGGGUCUCCAGAGGCCUGUGCCAGAGCCUCGAAGGCCGGAGAGCGGGAAAGAAGGGCAGUGCGCGGGCAGCACAGAAGGACGUCACCUGGGGGGAGCGGUGGUCGCGGGUGGCGGGCUCCGGAGAGAUAUCGCAGCAAGGAGGCUGCAGCGGGCCCAGCCUGCGGAUGCACCGUUCCCACGCGGCACUGCGGCCCAGAGGCUGGCGCGGAGAGGGCCCACAGUGGACUUGGUGACACUGUAUGCCCUAACCGCUCAGCCGCUGGGUCUGGCAUGGCAGACAGGACAGCACCAGGGGAGCCAAGGGCAUGGGCAAGGCCAGACAAGGCGAGACGGGCGGGGUAGAGCGAGUGAGCUCUCUAAGGGGGGAGUCGGGGCAGGCAGGUGAGGGGCCACCAGGCGGCGAGCCAACGAGGCACUGGCCUCCAGAGCCCGUGGCCAAGGCGGGCAUCACGGGCAGCGACGGAGCAGUGAUCGGUGCCUUCAAGCUCAAGACUGGAGACAAGGGUCUCCAGCAGGGGUGCACACGCCAGCCCCCGAAGGCCAGGACGCCAGGCGCAGGGAUGUACUGGAAAGACAUGACAUGGUCCGGUGUGACGGCGAGGACAGAGGGACUGCCGUCCGGCCUUCGUGAACACUCUGGCUGGCACCACGGGGCUGGCUGCCACAGAAGGGUCUGGUCCUUUGCUUUUCCGAAAGAGUCAACACACCACUGCUGCUCUCUGGACCCCCUAGAACCCUCAAGAUGUAAAGAAAUGGUGCUACCCAGCUCACGUCUGGGCCUUCAACUCCGGGGACUUCUUCAAGUCCGUCUAGCUCUGGAUCAAGAAUAUGCUGCGUUUGGGAACCACUGCAUACCUGACUCAGGAAUCGGCUCUGGAGGUGGAGCUGAAGGACCAGGCCUGUGAACACCAAGGCAGAACAGACCCGCAGCACCCGCCGCCAGCCAAACCCCAUCCUCGUGGCCACCCCAC